AUGUCCUUCAACAAAGAAUCAGAUAAAUCUUUAAAAUUCAAGACCUCUAAGAAAUUGAAAAUAUGUUCAUCGUUUGAAUCUAUGAACUUAAACUCAGAGUUACUUCAAGGUAUAUAUAACUACGGAUUUGAAGCACCAUCUGCAAUUCAAUCUAGAGCCAUAUCACAAAUUAUAUCAGGGAAGGAUACUAUUGCACAAGCACAAUCAGGGACAGGUAAAACAGCUACAUUUACCAUUGGUCUUCUUCAAGUUUGUAACUUUCAUAAAUCUGAAUUACAAUGUUUAAUAUUAUCUCCAACUAGAGAAUUAGCCUCUCAAAUUAACCAAGUUGUAGGGAAUCUAGGUGAUUAUUUAAAUGUGAAGAGUGCAGCAAUUGUAGGUGGUACUACAUCGAUGGAUAGUAAAUCUAAAAACAAUUUAAAUUUACUACGUAAAAAUAAAUGUCAUGUGGUUAGUGGUACACCGGGUAGAGUAUUGGAUUUAAUUAAAAAGCAAGUCAUAAAUACAAAAAAGGUCAAGAUUGUGGUCCUUGAUGAGGCUGAUGAACUUUUAGGUGAAUCGCUCGGUUUCAAACAACAAAUUUAUGAUAUAUUUAAACAUCUACCUACUAGUUGUCAAGUUGUUGUAGUGAGUGCAACUUUAAAUAAAGAUAUUAUAGAGGUAACAAAAAAAUUUAUGACAGAUCCAGUAAAAAUUUUAGUUAAACAAGAUGAAAUUUCAUUGGAAGGUAUUAAACAAUUUUACGUUAAUGUUGAUAAAGAAGAAUGGAAAUUUGAUACAUUAUGUGACUUGUAUGAUUCAUUGAGUAUCAACCAAUGUGUAAUAUUUUGCAAUACAAAAAAGAAAGUUGAUUGGCUCUCAAGUAAAUUAAUACAAUCUAAUUUUUCUGUGGUAUCAAUGCAUGGAGAUAUGAAACAAGAAGAUAGAGAUAAAGUGAUGAACGAUUUUAGGUCUGGGCAUUCUAGAGUUUUAAUAUCAACUGACGUGUGGGCCAGAGGUAUUGAUGUUCAGCAGGUAUCACUUGUUGUCAAUUAUGAUAUCCCAGAAAAUAUGGAAAAUUAUAUACAUCGUAUUGGUAGAUCAGGCAGAUUCGGAAGAAAAGGUAUAGCUAUUAAUUUCAUCACAAGAGAUGACGUAAAAUUAUUGAAGCAAAUUGAAAAAUUUUAUAAGAUUAAGAUAAAAGCAAUGCCAGCUAAUCUUUCCGAUUUAUCAUAA
Maudiozyma saulgeensis is the source of this 1215-nucleotide messenger RNA. The record is from the annotation of a GenBank genome assembly. NCBI's taxonomy places the organism in Eukaryota, Fungi, Ascomycota, Saccharomycetes, Saccharomycetales, Saccharomycetaceae.